Messenger RNA from Malassezia vespertilionis, 393 nucleotides. It is a transcript of the gene RPL32, whose product is annotated as 60S ribosomal protein L32. Gene Ontology annotation, biological process: translation. Lineage: Eukaryota; Fungi; Basidiomycota; Malasseziomycetes; Malasseziales; Malasseziaceae. Gene Ontology annotation, cellular component: ribosome; cytosolic large ribosomal subunit. The record is from RefSeq and is a predicted model, not a curated record. The coding region runs from base 1 to 393 and encodes 130 amino acids. Gene Ontology annotation, molecular function: structural constituent of ribosome. The transcript has 3 exons.
AUGGCUGCCACUAGCAUUCCGAUUGUGAAGAAGCGGACGCAAAAGUUCAAGAGGCACCAAUCCGACCGCUUUAAGCGUGUCGGAGAGUCCUGGCGCAAGCCGACCGGUAUUGACAAUUGUGUCCGCCGUCGUUUCCGCGGCACGAUUGCGAUGCCCAAGAUUGGUUACGGCUCCAACAAGAAGACGCGCAACCUGAUGCCUAACGGUUUCCGCCGCUUUGUCGUGCACAACGUCAACGAGGUGGACCUCCUUCUCAUGCACAACAACUCCUUCGCUGCCGAGGUUGCACACAACGUGAGCAGCAAGAAGCGCAUCGAGAUCCUUAACAAGGCCAAGGUGCUGGGUGUUCGUGUCACCAACGCCAACGCGCGUGUCCGUGCUCAGGAGGCUUAA